Messenger RNA from Ramularia collo-cygni, 1956 nucleotides. RefSeq lists its product as uncharacterized. The coding region runs from base 1 to 1956 and encodes 651 amino acids. The transcript has a single exon. Lineage: Eukaryota; Fungi; Ascomycota; Dothideomycetes; Mycosphaerellales; Mycosphaerellaceae. The record is from RefSeq and is a predicted model, not a curated record.
AUGGCCGACAUUCACAAUGCUCUCACGCAGCUCUCGGCCGUCGACUGGAACAAUGUGCCCCACGAUGACCUCAAGCCCUACCUUUCCGAGGCCUUUGCAGCUGGCGAGCUGAUAUGCAACUCGGUACCACCACCUUCCAAUGGCACGCCCUUUGAAGAUGCGAAGCCGUUCUACGACGAGCCCAACAAGGCGACUUCACACAAGGAUAUGCACCCUUCGACCACGCUCCCACCGCCACCCAGUCCGGAGCAUGGAGAUCUCAGCAAACAUUGGGGCAAGCCUCAGAAGUUUAAGAACAAUCCAUUGAACGUGCAUGUGUACAAAAUGGCAGGAAACGAUCGGCAUGGAGCUUGGUUCGCACGGAAAAGCGUUCACGAGGGACUCGGAUUCGACAAGAUGAAGCGGGCAAUGCUGAGAGAGUUUCCACUCUCGCUAUCAGUCAAGGGUGGUCCCGGUGCAGGAGCUGUGCGAGGCAUUGCGGCAGACAAACGGUUCGAGAGGAAGGAUAUGGAUGGUGUGGGUAAGCUGGAAGUAUACCAGCUGAGUGCCCAAUUUCCAGGACCUACGACACCACGAGAAUUUGUGGCAAUGUUACUCAGUAGCGACGAGGCACUGACAGACAAGAGCGCGGUAAAAGUUGAGGGCGGCAAGCAGCAUAUGCCUCGACACUUCAUGCUUGUCUCAAGGCCUGUUGACUAUCCGGAUGCCGUGGAACGUCCUGGUUAUGUCCGUGGAAAGUAUGAGUCUGUGGAAAUGAUACGAGAAAUACCGCUCUCCACUGCACCCGCAAAGUCGACUCCCAACGUUCUGUCGGAGGGAACAGAUUCGAAAGACGCGGAUACUAAGACGGAUAGCGAAGGAGGCGAUCCUGAGCUCAAUCCCGUUGAGUGGAUAAUGGUCACCAGGAGUGAUCCUGGAGGAGGUCUUCCGAGAUUUCUCGUCGAGCGAGGGACUCCGGAGAGCAUCAUGGCAGACGUCCAUAAGUUCUUCGAUUGGGCUUGCAGUCAAGAUGAAAUCCUGCACCCAGAUGAGGACCUGCGGGAUCAGGAAGGCACUAUCGAGCAGCAAGUUGAGACCGAGACCGUGGAGACCACCGUUGCACACAAACAUCCAAGUGAGGGCGCUGCUGGAGAAAAGGAUCUCUCCGCUUUAGAAACUACUUCAGAGCCUUCCAGCCAAAUCGACUCGCAGGGAGGUGUCUUGUCGAACAUCACUUCUGCCAUAGGCGCUGGAAUCCAGACUUAUGCUCCGACGUCUGUCGCCAACUUGGUUCACUCGAAAAGUCAUGCGAUGGAGGAUGACCUCACUUCAAUAUCUGAUUCCUCCAUUUCCUCGUCCGACUCGUUCAUGUCUGCGGAUGAAAUGAGGUCAGAAACCACUGUGAUUGACGGCGAUGCCGCCAGCAUUGUCAGCGGCGAUGGAGAACUCUCAAAGGAGUUGAGCAACUCUCACGACAGGGAGGUGCAAAAGCUAAUAAGGAAGCGAGAAAAGUUGAACCAACAAUUAGCGAAAAAGCGUAUUACGGAAGAACUCAAGCUCAGACAGUCACGGGAUAAGGACUCGGAGGAUCAAUCUAAGCAUCAGGAGAGAAUGGACCGCGAACUGAAGAAGACGGAGGAGAAGCAUCGGAGAGAUGUUGAGAAGCUCGAGGCGAAGAAGGCAAAGGAGGUUCGCAAAGCUGAGGAGAAGCGAGCGAAGAAAGAUGACCAGACUAGGAUUAAGAUGCUUAUAAGGGAGCGUGACGACUUCAGGACACAAAAGGAACUGUACAGGAAAGAGAACGUGCUGCUACAGGAACAGGUUACCGAACUCCAGUCGCAGAAUAACCUCAUGGCACAGAAACUCGGCAAGGAUGUUCUAGAGAGCAUUCGGGGCGGCACCGGGCGCCAGAGGACRGACAGCAUGAAGAGUAGUGCGAGUGCGAGUGCGAGCUCUGGUUCGGGUAAGAGAACUUGA